AUGGAGGAGCCAGAUCCCAACAUCAAGUUAGAGUACAAUCCAUGGAUAAACUUGAUAUCUCCUCAGACUAUCAUGGAACCUCCCAGAGAAACCACAGAGAUCAUCGACCUAACAUUAGACUCACCACCCCCUAGCCCCAUUUCCCCACCGACGAUCAUGAAUGGAAACGAAGCAGAAGCCCCUCCCACCACGCCGUCCCUCUUCCACAGCACCCUCAACUUCGGAAGCGAAAAAAUGCACCAAUUCAUCGCAUCAGGGAUUCCACAAGCAGCCGCAAAGCAAGUAUGCAGCGCCGCCCUAACAACAUCCCUUUUCGUCGCCAAGACAAGUCUGAAGGUUGCGCAAACGACUGCUUCGUAUGGAUUUGCCAAAUUGAAAGAAUCCGUUAUCCCGGACCAUGUCGCUGAUUACCUUUCAGCGAACAAGAAGGGAAGGCGACGAAAGACUAAGUGGGAAAAAGUACCUAAGGAGGUGUGUAAGUGGUGUCGAGCCCACCCGAAGGAGUUGAAGACGAUGGGGUACGUGGCUGCGGGUGGGAUGUUGGUUUAUAAUCCUACUUUGUUGGUUGGUGCUUUGGGGAUGCAGAGGAAGGCUGUUCUUGGUGGUGUGUGUUUCUAUUUUCAUUACAUUCAUCUCGUUUUUUUUCUUCUGGCGAGAUGUAGGUUUCUGACGUGAGAACAGCUAGCGUUGCGACGAAGGUCAAAAGAGCCGUCAGUAUUGCGUCCUCAGUUCCUGUUGCUUUACAGGCUUUUCAGGAUAUACGAAAAGGUGGCAUUGGGAGACUUGGGACAGCUGCAAUGAAGCUGGCUAUGCGAAAGACGAAAAGAGAGAAGAGGGGUAGGAAGAAGAGAAGCUGA
Hymenoscyphus albidus is the source of this 857-nucleotide messenger RNA. The record is from the annotation of a GenBank genome assembly. Lineage: Eukaryota; Fungi; Ascomycota; Leotiomycetes; Helotiales; Helotiaceae.